This is a messenger RNA of Diorhabda sublineata, 4382 nucleotides long. Its product is annotated as cyclin-dependent kinase-like 1. Bases 1482 to 2519 code for a protein of 345 amino acids. NCBI's taxonomy places the organism in Eukaryota, Metazoa, Arthropoda, Insecta, Coleoptera, Chrysomelidae. Gene Ontology annotation, molecular function: ATP binding; cyclin-dependent protein serine/threonine kinase activity. The transcript is spliced from 7 exons. Gene Ontology annotation, biological process: protein phosphorylation. Gene Ontology annotation, cellular component: nucleus. The record is from RefSeq and is a predicted model, not a curated record.
GAACUUUUGGAGCGUAAAUGACACACAUCUAGGCCAAUCAGAAAAAGCUCUUACCGAGCUGAUUUCGACUUUAACCGAACACUUAGAACGCCAAAGACCGUGACGAAUUUUAAAGGUAACAUAAUUUUCUCAACUUUGUCUCUGGCUUUGUUUUUAGGUAGGACCGACCCGAAGUUGAUAUAUAAUUUGUAUGAUAAAGAAAAAUAUGUCAUACAUUACACAAAUUUCAAACAAUGUUUAAAGUAAGGUCUUAAAUCGAUAAAAAUUCAUAGAAUAUAAGAAUUUUCACAAUUACCCUAGUUGAAAUCUUAUUUUGAUUUCAAUACAAAUUUACGCAACCUUUCCAAAAAUGAAUUCGAGAAAGACUUAUUCAAAUACCUAAUAAAUUCAAUCUCUUUAGAAGACUAUAGAAAACGUGGAAAAACGACAAGAUAUUCGCUUGUGUACCCGAUGGUAAAGUGUACGCCGGUCUAAGGGUGCUGCCUUGAUUACACAGCCUCUGAGGUGUUUAAUGAUAAUUUUGUGGACAUCCGAAUCGAAAAAUUGAAAAUAACAUAUGAUAAGCCACUUCGCCAUAUUGGACUUAUUAAAAACAAUUAUGUAUGAAUUUUAUUAUGGCUACAUCAAGCAAAAAUAUGGAGAUCUAUCCAAACUAUUAUAUUCAGAUAUAGACUCUUUGAUUUUGAAAACUUUAGAGAAAAUUUGGAAUAUUUGACUACCAUUAUGCUUCCGAUAAUGUUUACAAUAUUCCGAGGACGCAAUCAUGUGUUGGUAAAAUGAAAGAUGAAUUUGCUGCAGUGCCCAUUGAAUUCUUCAUUGACACAGGUGCCAAAGUCUAUUACAUUGAGCUUGCCAAACCUUAUAACUAAUAUGACUUUGUGAAAAAGCUAGAGGUAUGUCAUGAAAACACCUAUCCAAGACAUGGACCAUUCAACAGUUCUUAGAAAGCUAAAGAAGGAAAAGUGGCAUCCCCACAAAGUAAGUUUAGUAUAAGAGCUUAUGGAAGAUGAUUUUGAUAGACGAAUUGACUUUUGUGAAAUUUUUAUGGAACAAAAUAACAGAGAUCCGAUGUUUUUAAAAAAGGUUCUUUUUUCGAAUGAAGCUAUAUUUCUACUAAACAGUCAUGUCAAUCGUCAAACUUAUCGGUACUGGGCUACAGAAAAUCCACACUGGAUGCAAGAGUACCGUACUCAAUACCCAGAGAAAGUUAAUUUUUGGGCGGGAAUAAUAGAUAAUAGGAUUAUUGGGCCCUACUUUUUCAAAGAAACCUUAACAGGUCCUCGAUAUUUAUAAUUUCUUCAAAACUUCUUGCUACUUGAAUUGAACCAGCUGUUUCCAAACAGAAAUGAUUUAUGGCUGCAGCAAGAUGGUGCGCCCCCACACUAUGCUGUAUUGGUGCGCAACUAUUUGAACAACGUCUUUCCAAAUCAGUGGAUUUCUCAUUGUAUUUUAACUGAAGAAAGAGGACACCGUCAAAGAUCAUGGAAAGAUAUGAAAAACUUGGAAAAUUGGGAGAAGGCAGCUAUGGCAUUGUUUACAAAUGUAGAAACAGGGAUACCGGAGAAAUAGUAGCCAUUAAAAAAUUUGCCGAAAGCGAAGAAGAUCCUCUUAUAAGGAAAAUAGCACUUAGGGAAAUUAGACUGUUGAAAAACCUCAAGCACCCAAACCUAGUCAACCUUAUUGAAAUAUUCAGAAGAAAACGCCGCCUUCAUUUAGUGUUUGAGUUCUGCGAUAGAACAGUUCUCAGCGAAUUAGAAAAAUAUCCAAGAGGAUGUCCAAAGCUGCUUGCACAACAAAUAAUUUGGCAAACGCUUCAAGCUGUAGCUUAUUGUCAUCAACGUGGAUGUAUUCAUAGGGAUAUCAAGCCAGAAAAUAUUCUCAUGACAGCAACAGGUGUGGUGAAGUUAUGUGAUUUUGGUUUUGCAAGACUGCUAAAUCCGGGAGAAAGAUAUACAGAUUAUGUAGCAACACGGUGGUACCGUGCUCCAGAAUUACUAGUUGGUGACACUCAGUAUGGUACACCAGUUGAUGUAUGGGCUAUAGGGUGUGUUUUAGCAGAAUUGAUGAAAGGAGAAGCGCUUUGGCCGGGAAAAUCAGAUGUUGACCAGCUCUUCUUGAUACGAUGUACGCUAGGAGAGUUAUUACAACGGCAUAUGCAAGCUUUAAAAAACAAUGAUUUCUUUAGUGGCAUUAUUUUACCAACUCUGGUACAAAUAACACCCUUAGAAGAACGAUUACCAAUGGUGGAUGCCACUACAUUAGACUUUCUUCAAAAAUGUCUAGAUUUGGAUCCAAUGAAAAGAUGGACUUGUGAGAAACUACUUGCACAUGAAUAUUUUGAUAAUUUAAGAAUAACGAAUAAAGCCGAUAUGAAAAAUAUUGAUAGGUUAGGAGAUAAAUCAAGGAAUUCACUUCUGGGAAAUACAUUGCCACAACUUUCCAGCUCGAAUUCAAUCAGCCCUUCCAAACCUAACAAUAACAUCCAUAAAUCAAAAAUGGAUCAUCUACCAACAAUUUGACAAAAAUUCUCACUCUUCAGUUGAUGUAAAAAAAUAUAUUGGCAACUGUCAUCUCAACCAACUCAGAAGAAACACAAUUUUAUACAGAAACUUUCUUCUCUCUAUAGUGCAUCUUCAAGAAAUGGAAGAUGAAGUAGCUUAGACUGCUAUUCGUGAAACCUGAAGCCUUUUGUUCCAACAGUGUUGUAACUUUGUUAGUGGAAGCAGUUAGACGAAAUCGCGUUGAUGAACAAAUGAACUUUUGAUCCAGGAAUACUCCUUCUGCCGUUCAAAAGCUCAAACUAAAUAUAAAUUAAGGGCUGAGGAUUCAAACCAACAUGAUCUUCAACCAUCAACAAGUUUCUUCUUCGAUUUAUAGCAUUUUGGCCCUUCGCCAUUUUGAACAUUUGCAACAGCUGUGCUCUUUUUAGUGAUAUAUUGUGAUGCAGUUUUGUGCAAACCCGACCCUAAACGGUGUGUAACUGUAUCCAAUAGCAAUAACAAUAAGUUGUCAUAUAAAAAUAUAUUUAUAUAUACUCGUUUAUAUUGUUUUUGGCUCAACCAACUUGUAUCUUCAAACAUCGAUAACCUUUUUGGUUAUGGCAAUUCCACUUCAACACCCAUUUUUUUUAAUAGCAAGUAUAAUCGGGUCACAUAACUUAAACACACUCUAUUUGAUUUUUUUCAAAUUCACGGAAUAACUUUUUAACUAAUUUAUUCAUUAAUCACACAAAAAAAUUAUAAUUUCGCCAAAUUAAUGGAUUAAACGUCCGAAAUGACUUGCUGUUAUAUGUUUUGUUGUGAAAUUGGAGAUUGAAACAGCUAGCGUACUUAAGAGAUCAUUUAUUACUAGUAAGACCAAAUUGCAUCGUUACUAUUUGUUAUAGUUAUCAUCGUAUAGAAGAAUGUCUUCAAUUCAUUAUAAUAAUCUCAGCAGUCUGCGAUAUAACAUAAUGUAUAUUUAUAAUAAUACUUAAAAUGGAAUACCAUUACUUUCUAUUUACAAUUAAAUAUAAACUACAGGAAGCCACAGAUUGGGAGUUUGGGGGCGAAAGCACUUUUGUUGGCGACCCACAGACUUUGGGUUCGAGUGACACAUUUUGAGACAUUGGCACAUUAUACUCUGAGUAACAUUUGUGAACAAUUGACUUUUCUUCAUCAUUAACGUUAUUAUUGCCCGGGUUAUUUGAUUAGAUUUUACAUAAUAAGGAGCAGGUAUUAAGUGUCAUCUGUUAUGACGGUAAAUGUGACCAGAAUUGUUUUGAAUCAAAUAUGAAGGGUGGUUCUUCAGAAUAUUAAUCUAGAGUAAUAAUCAGUUAUUAUUUAGUACCUUAUCUCAUUACAUUUAUAAAGAUCUAAAGCUGCUUUCUGCUAUGAUCUUUUGGGAAACGUAUCGAUAAUCAUGGGUUCUUUAGGAUUAAUUAAAUAUUCAAUACAUUGCUGCCAAUUUGGUACUAAGUUUUCAAUUUGGAAAGGAUUCUACACCAAAAUGUCAAUAUUGUAUAAAUUUCAGUAUUUCAUUAUAAUAAUCUCGGCAGUCUGCGAUGUAACAUAAUGUAUAUAUGUAUAAUAAUACUUAUGUGUAAAAUGGAAUACCAUUACUUUCUAUUUACAAUUACAUAUAAACAAUUGAUAUUUGAAACGAGACACUUGGUGUAUUUUAUUCAUCAACCUCGGUAUUCUUAUUGAGAAAUGCUUAUUAAUUGUAUUAUGCUGAUUGUCUCGAGAACCAAAUUAAAUCAUCAACCGUUGGGAAAAUAAAAUUUUAUGCCGUUAAAUUUUAUUUACCUUUAUGGGAAUUAAAAUGAAUUAUUUGAGAAUGCAUUACAACUAAUGAUAUCAUUUGAUGAAAAUAGAAAAUAAAUAUUUUAAAUAUAAAAAAAA